Molecule: messenger RNA, 1068 nt
Organism: Saccoglossus kowalevskii
Lineage: Eukaryota; Metazoa; Hemichordata; Enteropneusta; Harrimaniidae
Product: D-aspartate oxidase-like
Biological process (GO): D-amino acid catabolic process
Cellular component (GO): cytoplasm
Molecular function (GO): FAD binding; D-amino-acid oxidase activity
Source: RefSeq, a predicted model, not a curated record
AUGACGACACAGCAACCACGACAGAUCUGCGUAAUUGGUGCCGGUGUGAUCGGCCUUAGUACCGCCGUUAAUAUAAUAGAAACCAUACCAGAUGUGGAAGUCACGGUAAUCGCCGAACGUUUCUCCCCAAACACGACGAGUGAUGUCGCUGCUGGGAUAUGGCUGCCACCCGAUGCACGCGCGGAGCAUGAGUUGGGCGAAGACGUACAGCGAAUUAAGAAGUGGUGUUUAGACUCACGUCGGCACAUCCAAAGGUUACACAACAGUGAGGACGCGGCUGCAGCAGGGGUACAACUUAUAUCAGGAUUUCAUCUUUUUGAGAAACCUGAAUAUUCGCACGAGGCUAUAUAUGAUAAAGACUUACUUUUCGGAUAUCAGAUGUUGACAGGAACAAAUAGAACGCCAUUUCCACAAUUUAGAAAUGGGUCUACUUUCACAACGUAUAUUGUCGAAUGUGGCAUAUAUUUGCCAUGGUUGAUGGCCAGGUUCACAAGUCGAGGUGGACAUAUCAUAAAACAGAAAGUUAAUUCCUUGGAGGAACUGGUGGACAGAUUUGAUUUGGUAGUCACGUGUGUUGGUCUUGGAGCAAAGCCGUUGCUAGGCGAUAGCUCCAUGGUCGCUGUGCGCGGUCAGCUCAUCAAGGUCAAGGCACCGUGGUGCAAGAACUUCGUACGUGUCUUUGGUAGCCCCAUGGAGCAAACAUGUGCUUACAUUUACCCGGGAAUAAAUCAUGUAAGUUUAGGUGGAACUAAUCAAGAAAAUUACUGUAGCGAAGAAAACGACCAACAAGAUAUUGACAGAAUAUGGAAAAACUGCAUUUCAGUAAUUCCGGCGUUAAAGAACACAGAGUCGCGUUAUACAGCAGGUCUACGUCCAGUAAGGAAACGUGGUGUUAGGUUAGAACCGGAAUCAUUCCAGUAUGGGCAAAAGUCAAUUAAGGUUGUUCAUAAUUAUGGUCAUGGAAGUUAUGGUGUUAUUGUACACUGGGGAUGUGCAAUAGAAGCAACUCAACUGGUGGCUAGACAACUGGAUUCACUGAAACGCUCCCAAAUUAAGUCAAAUUUGUGA